UACCUUCAUAACUCUAUUCAAUUUAUUUAUGAUUACAUUCAUAAAUCCAUUCAAAUCAUUUACAAUAAAUAUAACAUAAUCAAACAUUUUCAUUCCAAGACAUUUACAUCACAAAGAUGUUUACAAUUUCUCUGACUACUUUUGUAAGGAUCUCCAGUGAAAGCCCAGGACUUGAAUAUGGGAAAAACAAAGAGAAAAGUAACUGAUGAUCCAAGGCCAACAAAGUACAGAAAUAUGGUGGGAUACAAUGACUAUGUCAGAAAUGCUGUCAUCAACCAUUGCUCCAAUGAAAAUCAUGAUAUCACUAUGAGAUUCAUGUACCCAAAGGCACCUGUACAAUAUAUCAACAAUGACCAUGAUUAUCUUAAACUACCUGUCUUAGAACAAUGGGUUGAAAAUGGUUUGAAGGUAAGGGGCCGUCUCAUAAGUUUUCAACCUAAGUCUACACUAAGUUGUGUUCAUUUACUCUUAACCACCCACCUAUUCUGUCUUAACAAAACAUUAGAUAUUUAUCUUAUCCCACCCUACCAUAUCGUAUCCCACCGUACCAUAUCGUAUCCCACCGUACCAUAUCGUAUCCCACCGUACCAUAUCGAAUCCCACCGUACCAUAUCUUAUCCCACCGUACCAUAUCGUAUCCCACUGUACCAUAUCGUAUCCCACCGUACCAUAUCUUAUCCCACCAUACCAUAUCGUAUCCCACCGUACCAUAUCGUAUCCCACCGUACCAUACUGUAUCGCACCGUACCAUUCCAGUCUGAUCAGGGUGGUUUCCUCCGAGCGCUUCUGCUUCCCUCCCACCUCCCUCUCUAUCUCCCACUUGCCUAUACACUGUUAUUGCCUAUGCCUGUAGGAACAAGCCUAUUAUGCCCCAGAGGUGAUUGGCUUCAUGGUUGA
Molecule: messenger RNA, 897 nt
Organism: Owenia fusiformis
Lineage: Eukaryota; Metazoa; Annelida; Polychaeta; Sabellida; Oweniidae
Source: the annotation of a GenBank genome assembly